AUGUAUAAUGUGGGUUGUUUCCUUGAUACAGCAACAACAUUAUUUUCAAUUUUUGAUGAUUUUAAUGUGCUUAAAUUACUGCUAUUCUUUUACGUCCAAAAUGAAUUGAAUAAUAGUGAUGUUAAUCAAAUAGAGACACAAUUAAAAUUAUUAGGCAUUCAAUGUGAAACGACACCUAGAAAUAAUUUAAUUACAAUUGGUUUAAUAGGACAUCCAAAUGUUGGAAAAAGUAGCUUUAUAAAUAGUUUUAUGGGUAAAACUGUUGUAAGCACUUCAAGAACUCCAGGCCAUACAAAACAUUUUCAAACCAUUCAUCUAUCUGCUAAUGUUAGAUUAUGUGAUUCUCCUGGAUUAGUUUUUCCAAGUCUAUUAUCAAAACAAAUCCAGAUUUUAUGUGGACUAUAUCCAAUUUCACAAGUUCAAGAACCUUAUAGUUCUAUUAAAUAUUUGGCAGAAAGAAUUCGCUUAGAGAAUAUAUUGAAAAUUCAACCCCCUGAAACAAAAAAUGAGUAUAAAUGGUCUGCAUGGGAUAUUUGUGAAGCAUUUGCUAUUAAACGAGGCUUCUAUAGUGGAAAAUCUGCAAGGCCAGAUUCUUAUCGUGCUGCAAAUGCAAUAUUGCGAUUGGUUAUCGAUGGUCGUAUUUUGCUUUCUUUUAAGCCUCCUGGUUUUUAUAACCUACAAAAAUAA
Entrophospora sp. SA101 is the source of this 687-nucleotide messenger RNA. Lineage: Eukaryota; Fungi; Glomeromycota; Glomeromycetes; Entrophosporales; Entrophosporaceae. The record is from the annotation of a GenBank genome assembly.